Messenger RNA from Nothobranchius furzeri (turquoise killifish), 4828 nucleotides. The record is from RefSeq and is a predicted model, not a curated record. NCBI's taxonomy places the organism in Eukaryota, Metazoa, Chordata, Actinopteri, Cyprinodontiformes, Nothobranchiidae.
UUAAAACAAUAAACAUGGUAAAGUUGAUUGUAUGUUCCUACUCUUAUUACUGUAUAUAUAAUGCGAUGGUAAUGAACAUUAAGGUAUAUUCAUAAUUUUAUAUGUGCUUUGCAUUUUAUUCAGGCAAAUCAGCGGACCGCGUCUCCAAGGAAACAGCUCUUUAAAGUAAAAAAAAAAGCAUCUCAAAGCCUGUGGCGUAGUAGUCGGUCUGCGCAUGCGCAUUUCCCCUAAAUUGCACUGAUAGUCGCGCACACCCGCACGCAACGCAAACGUGACGCAGCAACGUUUGGAGCAUCAUCACGUGGUAUCGAACCCAGUGACGUUCUUUGUGACAUCAUAGCUGAUCAUAGCAUUAGGAGUCAGUUCAGCUUAGCAUUGCAGGCAAGAACAUCUCAGAAGAUUGCUCAUCUCAGAGUUUAACAAGAGCUUUGAAAAUGUCGACAGAUUUUAAGAUUACAGAAGGAGCAGCAAUUAUAAGUGAGUCUACAGUUUACCAAGUUUUGGAAAUCUCAAAUGUGGAUGCUAACUGUGCAGUUUUAGCACGUUGCAGAGUGGAAGAAACGGGCAAUAUCUUUGAUUUGAAAUGCAUUCCUACGAAACAUCUUUUGAAUUACAAACAUGAAGCAAAGGUACUUCAUUAUCUCAAAGAUCGGUAUCCAGGAGAAAGUAACUUUGUCAAGAUCAUUGAAACAUUUGGUUUCCAAGAUUGGUUUUGCUUUGUCUUUGAAAAGUUAGACAUGAGAUUGUCUGAUUUUGUGAAAAGCAGAGCUAAUAAACGCCUUAGCAUGAAAGAAAUCAAAGUGUUCGCACGGCAAAUGCUUACAGCCUUAACUGAUCUAGAGAAUGUUGGCAUCACUCAUAUGAAUAUAAAACCAGAGAACAUUAUUGUAGUCAACGAUGAAUCACAAACGUUUAGAGUGAAGCUGACUGGAUUUGAUGGGGCUGGAAAAACAUCAAUGCUUUCACAAAUGACCAUACCAAAGAAUUGUGGAUAUAGUGCGCCGGAAGUGUUAUUACAGUGUCAACUGGAUGAAAAAGUGGCCAUUUGGAGUGUAGGAAUGACACUGGCUUUCAUUUUUCUUGGCCAUCCACUUUAUCCAACGUGCUGUGAUUAUGAGUACAUGAGAAAGAUUGUGGAGGUUAACGGUUUGCCUCACAGAAAGUACCUUGAUCAGGGCGAAUGUACCGAUCAUUUUUUUACACCAGAUUCAGAUUGGAGUCUUCAAACUCCAGAGGAAUAUUUACAGAAGUCAGGGAGACAAGUUUGUUGUGGCAACUCAUUUUAUGAGGACUUCAAAUCUCUUAGUUGCUUAAUUUUUGAAGUGGACAUAGAAGAUUAUAAUUUUGAGGAAGUCAUAGCUUUUAUCGAGUUGCUUAAGCAAAUGCUAUUUGUGAAUCCAGAAGACAGAAUAUCCCCAGCUGAGGCUCUGAACCACAGUUUUGUCAGAGAGGACUUUUCAACCAGCAGCCGUGAAACUUCAGGUCGUGACCUGGGCACACCAGGCAAUGUUUCAGACGAAGAAAAUAAUUACACAGAGGAAGAUUUAAUUAUACAUGAAGGGGUUACUUUUGGAUUGGAAAGUGAAUAUUACCUUGAAGAAUUUCUAGAAACGGGGUUUGUUGGAACAGUUGCAAAGUGCAAAAAAGUUGAAACGGAAGAGGAUUUGGCAGUAAAAAUAUUUAACAAAGCAGUGAGAGAGUAUGGUGAGCGGGAAGUGGAGAUAUUAAAGGCUAUCAGUAGUCUUGACCCAGAUAAAAAUCACAUAAUCAGAUUUAUUGAUAGUUUCACCGACAGGGGUGUCCUUUUUAUUGUUCAAGAGCUGUUGGAUGAAGAUUUCAUUAACUUUCUAUUACAGCGAGACUGUAAACCUCUGACUCUGGCUGAAAUUAGACCCAUCGCUGAACAGAUGUUUGUAACCCUGAAAGCUCUGAAGAGUAUUGGCAUUACCCACUCAGACAUAAAACCAGAUAAUUUAAUGCUGGUUAAUCAUGAUUCACAACCAUUUAAGGUGAAGCUAAUAGAUUUUGGUUUUGCAUAUAGGACAGGUGGUUCACCUGAGACCUCAUUAUUCCAGAAUGAGAUGUACAGGGCACCGGAGGUUUAUUUCGGUCUUCCACGCGAUGAAGGAAUAGACAUGUGGUCCGUUGGGUGUAUGAUGGUAUUCUUAUUUAAAAGUCAGCACCUGUUUUCACCAUGUGAAUAUGAAAAUGUCAAGAGGAUUAUAAAGCUCUGCGGUCUGCCUGAGAAAGAUUUGCUAGAUAAGGGUUUGAGAGUCAGACUCUUCUUUACGAAGCUCCACAAUGGCUCUGACGAUUCUUGGAGAAUUAAUACAAGGGAGGAAUAUGAACUGGCCACAGGAGAGAUAACUGAACUCUGGGAUGAGACUAUCGAGUCUCUCGAUGACCUACUGAAAUGGGUGUCAGAAGAAGAGAAUCCUACAGAAUUUCAAGACCUCAAAUCUUUCAUAGACCUUCUUAAAAAAAUCCUAGUGGUGAAUCCGGCCAAGAGAAUCCUGCCAGAAGAUGCAUUAAAACACCCAUUCAUCACAAUGGAGCACCUUUCUGGUACGAACUCUUAUGUGACAGAGUCACGGAAAAUAUUACAAUUAUGCCAACUCACUAGCCAGUAUAGUGAUACAGAGAAAGAUAAUGAUGAGUCAGACUUAGGCCAGACAGGAUCAGAAAAUGAAAUGAAAAUCUCAAAGGUAAAAUUAGAGAAAGACAGAAUCCCAUCAGAUGAUGCAAAAAGCGACCCUGUCACAAUAGAGAGUCUUCCUUGUACUAGUGUAAGGUCUCGUAUGACUGGGGGAGCUAAAGCACCAGCAGGAAAUCAGCUUUUUAUGUUCAGUGAUUCAGAGGAUGAUGAGGACAAGUCAGCCUUACACAAAAUGCAAACAUCGCCCUUAAAAUUAGAGAAAGGGGUUCAAAUUAUCCACCAAUCAGAUAUUUACAGAAUCGAGGAAGUUGUUGGAAGUGGAGUUUUCGCUAAAGUUGUCAAGUGCAGUAUAAAGGGAACAGAUAAGAUGGUAGCUGUUAAAAUAUUUAGAAAAGACGUGCACAGGGAUGCAAUAGAGGAAAUAAAUGUGUACCGUCAUCUCAAAACUCUAAACUCUGACGAAAACAACAUCAUCAAAUUUAUUAAGUGUUUUAUGUACAAGGACUGCAUUUGCCUAGUUUUUGAACUUUAUCAUUCAUCACUGUUUGAGUUUGUGAAAAAAAGGAAUUGGAAAGCUUUGAGAGUGGAUGAAAUCAGACCUAUUGCUCAGCAGAUGUUGGUCACCCUCAGGGGCCUGAAAAGCAUUGGUGUUGUCCAUUCAGACAUAAAACCAGAUAAUAUCAUGCUGGUAAAAAAUGAUUUGCAGCCUUUUGAGGUCAAGUUAAUUGAUUUUGGGUUGGCUUUUGGAACAUCUAACUUAUCUGUCUUUAGAGAAGUGCAGCCUGAUGGUUACAGAGCCCCAGAGGUUUAUUUGGGACUUCCAUAUGAUGAAAGUAUAGACAUGUGGGGUCUUGGCUGUACAUUAGCGUUUAUGUACCUAGCCACAAAUCUGUUUCCAGAAAAAGAUUACCAAGUAAUGACGGUAAUUGUAAACCUUUGUGGUUUGCCUGAUGAAAAAGCACUUCAUGAAAGUAAGCACGUCAAAGAUUUUUUCAUUCUAGAGCCGUUUCAGUCAAGAAAUUAUUGGAGGUUAAAAACCAUGAGAGAAUACGUAAGAGACACAGGAAAGUUGUGUUAUCCAUUGGACCCGUUCUAUAAUAAUUUAUUUUCUCUGGAUGAUUUAGUGAAAAUGGCAAAUGAAGAAAACAAAGCUGGAAUAGAAGAUUCAAAAGCCUUUAUUGACCUUCUUAAGAAGAUGCUAGCGGUGGAUCCAGCAGACAGAAUAACCCCAGAUGAGGCGUUAAAACACCUUUUCAUAACGAAGGAGCCUCUUCCGUGUACUAGUUUAAUGUCUCGUGUGACAAAGGCAGAUGAAAUACCAUCAGAAAACCAGCUUACUAAUGCCGAUUGUGGUACAGAGGGAGACAAAGAUGAAUCGACCUUAAAUGUGACAGAACCAGAACAUGGAAUGGAAACAUCAACCUUAAAUUUAAAGAAAGGGGUAAAAAUCAUUAACGAAUCAGACGUUUACCUAAUUGAGGACGUCCUUGGAUGUGGAUGCGAGUCAUACGGACAGCGUGUCAAGUGCAGAAAAGAGGGAAGUGAUAAGUUAGUAGAUGUGAAAGUAGUUAGAAAACAAAAUUACUUGAAAGCAAUCAGAGAGGUGAAUUCAUAUGACAGCCUCAGUAAGGUUAACUCACAAGGAAUGACGUAUACUGACUGUUUUAUCUUUAAGGACUGUUUUUGCAUUGUUUAUGAACAGUAAGGACACUAGAAGUUAAUAUUUUACUGUUUUGGCAGUUUUUAUAUCAUUUAUACAAUAUACUUGAUAAGUUGCAUUUCUUGCAGAAAUAAUGUUAGCUGGAGCGUCUCCAUAUGAAGGUCCGAAGAGGUUUAGCGUCACAAUUUAUACCCUUACCUUUGACAAGACAGCAGAGCCUGGGCAAAACCGUAUAAAGUGUUUUUAGAAGCGCCAAACCCAACUGAAACAACAAUUAAAUGAAUCAUGAUAAAUCGUGAUAAAUCGUUCAAGAAAAAUUUUUAAGAAAUAAUCUGCUAUUUUGCUGUUAUGUUUUCUAGUUAGUAGAAAGCAGGCAGGCAGUAAUUUUAUCCAUAUGAACUUUAGUAUAGCAGGAGGGGCAAGCAUACAUUCAGCAUUCAUCUCGUAAUGAUGAGCAGAACUUCCCCUGAACUUACACUACACCUCUCUCUAGUGAGAUUGGUGAAAAAAGC